Prunus armeniaca (apricot) is the source of this 1560-nucleotide messenger RNA. The record is from the annotation of a GenBank genome assembly. NCBI's taxonomy places the organism in Eukaryota, Viridiplantae, Streptophyta, Magnoliopsida, Rosales, Rosaceae.
AUGUCAAUACCCAAUUCAGACAUGUCUCAGAAUGGAAAUAUAAGGCAUGUUGAUGCCUUAUGUAGUGUGGCAGAAAUUGAAGAAAUUGAUUUUUCAAAGUUGUUAGACCGACCAAGCUUUCUGAAUAUGGAGAGAAAAAGAUCAUUUGAUGAAAGAACGUCAUUCAUUGGCACCCCUAGGUCACUGACUGGCUUUGAGCCACAUCCAAUGGUUGCUGAAGCCUGGGAAACUUUGAGGCGUUCGUUGGUGUUUUUCCGUGGUCAGCCAGUUGGGACAAUUGCUGCAACAGAUACCUCUGAAGAAAAACUUAACUAUGAUCAGGUGUUUGUCAGAGACUUUGUCCCUAGUGGAUUGGCUUUUUUGAUGAAUGGUGAACCUGAAAUAGUUAAAAAUUUUAUCUUGAAGACUCUGCGUCUUCAGUCAUGGGAGAAAAAGAUUGAUAGGUUCCAUCUUGGAGAAGGAGUAAUGCCAGCUAGUUUCAAAGUACUCCAUGAUCCAGUCAGGAACAGUGAGACUUUAAUAGCAGAUUUUGGCGAGAGUGCGAUAGGAAGAGUUGCUCCUGUUGAUUCUGGAUUUUGGUGGAUCAUAUUGCUUCGAGCAUACACAAAAUCCACUGGAGACUCUUCAUUGGCGGAACUUCCUGAAUGCCAGAAGGGUAUGCGGCUUAUUCUAAGUUUAUGUCUAUCGGAGGGGUUCGACACAUUUCCAACCCUUCUUUGUGCUGAUGGAUGCUGCAUGAUUGAUCGUAGAAUGGGUGUCUAUGGGUACCCCAUCGAAAUUCAGGCUCUUUUCUUCAUGGCUUUAAGAUGUGCUUUGCUGUUGCUUAAGCAAGAUGAUGAGGGGAAGGAGUUUGUAGAGCGCAUAGUAAAACGCCUUCAUGCCUUGAGCUAUCACAUGAGAAGUUACUUUUGGCUAGACUUUAAGCAGUUAAAUGACAUAUAUCGAUAUAAAACUGAAGAGUACUCACAUACAGCGGUCAACAAGUUCAAUGUGAUACCAGAUUCUCUUCCAGACUGGGUCUUUGAUUUUAUGCCAACUCGUGGUGGUUACUUUAUUGGGAAUGUCAGUCCCGCCAGAAUGGAUUUCCGUUGGUUUUGCUUGGGUAAUUGUAUAGCAAUUCUUUCAUCGUUGGCAACCCCCGAACAAUCCAUGGCAAUAAUGGAUCUCAUAGAAUCACGAUGGAAAGAAUUGGCAGGAGAAAUGCCACUAAAGGCUGCGACCCAAAAAAUACUAGAUGGAGCUACCACACGGAGGGUCUUGGCCAGUGCUGUUAUGGCUUCUCACUGCUGCAUGCAUCAAGACUGGCGGCCCCAGAUUGCUAGACGUGCCAUUGAACUUGCUGAGAGCAGGUUGCUGAAAGACAAUUGGCCUGAAUACUAUGAUGGGAAACUUGGUCGUUAUGUUGGGAAGCAGGCCCGAAAAUUCCAGACCUGGUCAGUUGCGGGGUACUUGGGUAGCAAAGAUGAUGUUGGAAGAUCCGUCUCAUUUGGGUAUGAUAGCGCUCGAGGAGACAGACAGAUGAAGCCGGUAAUGAAGAGAUCAAAUUCGUGGACUUGCUAA